Messenger RNA from Trichechus manatus latirostris (Florida manatee), 2358 nucleotides. RefSeq names its product cadherin 15 (gene CDH15). Bases 1 to 2358 code for a protein of 785 amino acids. Gene Ontology annotation, cellular component: plasma membrane; catenin complex; adherens junction. Gene Ontology annotation, molecular function: cadherin binding; calcium ion binding. The record is from RefSeq and is a predicted model, not a curated record. NCBI's taxonomy places the organism in Eukaryota, Metazoa, Chordata, Mammalia, Sirenia, Trichechidae. Gene Ontology annotation, biological process: cell morphogenesis; calcium-dependent cell-cell adhesion; cell-cell adhesion mediated by cadherin. The transcript has 14 exons.
AUGGACGCCGCACUGCUCCUCGCCUUUGGGCUGCUCGCCCAGGGCCUCAGCCUAUCUAGAGGGAUCCCUGGGCCAUGGAGGCCCAGCACCCUGUUCCCCUGGCGCCGGACACCCGGGCUGGGCCGUGUGCGGAGAGCCUGGGUCAUCCCUCCCAUCAGCGUGUCCGAGAACCACAAGCGCAUCCCCUUCCCCCUGGUGCAGAUCAAGUCAGACAAGCAGCCACUGGGCGGUGUCAUCUACAGCAUCCAAGGCCCUGGCGUGGACAAGGAGCCUCGGGGCGUCUUCUCCAUUGACAAGUUCACUGGGAAGGUGUUCCUGAACGCCAUGCUGGACCGUGAAAAGACUGACCGCUUCAGGCUAAGGGCCUUUGCCCUGGACCUGGGUGGAUCCACCCUGGAGGAUCCCACGGACCUGGAGAUCGUGGUUGUGGAUCAGAACGACAACCGGCCCGUCUUCCAGCAGGAGGUGUUCACCGGCCGUGUGCUGGAGGGCACUGCCCCAGGUACCUUCGUGAUGAGAGCAGAGGCCACUGAUGCAGAUGACCCUGACACGGACAACGCGGCACUGCGGUACUCCAUCCUGGCGCAGGGCAGCCCUGAGUUCUUCAGCAUUGACGAGCGCACUGGCGAGAUCCGAACUGUGCAAGUGGGUCUGGAUCGCGAGGUGGUCACUGCGUACAACCUGAGCCUGCAGGUGGCAGACAUGUCUGGGGAUGGACUUACGGCCACGGCCUCAGCCAUCAUCACCCUGGACGACAUCAAUGACAACGCGCCUGAGUUCACCAGGGACCAGUUCUUCCUGGAGGCCACGGAGGCGGUCAGUGGCGUGGACGUGGGUCGGCUGGAGGUGCAGGACAGGGACUUGCCUGGCUCCCCCAACUGGGCGGCCAGGUUCACAAUCCUGGAGGGCGACCCUGAUGGACAGUUCACCGUCCGUACGGACCCCAGGACCAACGAGGGUAUCCUGUCUGUAGUGAAGCCCCUGGACCACGAGAGCCACGAGCACUACCAGCUCCGAGUGUCGGUGCAGAACGAGGCCCCGCUACAGGCGGCUGCCCCCAGGACCACACGAGGCCAGGCCAUCGUCAGUGUGCACGUGCAGGACAUCAACGAGGCACCCCUCUUCCAUGAGAACCCACUCCGAACCAGCCUGGCUGAAGGGGCGGCCCCAGGGACCCCUGUGGCCACCUUCUCUGCCCACGACCCUGACACCCAGCAGCUGCAGAGGCUCAGCUACUCCAAGGACUAUGACCCAGAGGACUGGCUUCAAGUGGAUGCCGCCACUGGCCAGAUACAGACCCAGCGUGUGCUCAGCCCCACCUCCCCCUUCCUCAAGGACGGCUGGUACCGAGCCAUCAUCCUGGUCAGCGAUGAUGCCUCUCCGCCAUGCACGGCCACCGGCACCUUGUCCGUGGAGAUCCUGGAGGUGAACGACCACGCGCCGGUGCUGGCUCCGCCAGCCGGCAGCCUCUGCAGUGAGCCGGCACGGGGCACUGGCCUCCUCCUGGGGGCCACAGAUGAGGAUCUGCCCCCACACGGCGCCCCCUUCCACUUCCAGCUAAGCCCCAGAACCCCGGAGCUCGCCCAGAACUGGAGCAUCAGCCAGGUUAACGUGAGCCACGCGCGUCUGCGGUUGCGCCACCGGCUCCCCGAGGGCCUGCACCGCCUCAGCCUGCUGCUCCGCGACUCGGGACAGCCGCCGCAGCAGAAGGAGCAGCCGCUGAACGUGAGCGUGUGCCGCUGCGCCGCCGACGGCGCCUGCCUUCCCGGGGCCGCAGCCCUUCGCGCUGGGAGCACGGGCGUCAGCCUGGGCGCGCUACUCGUAGUGCUGGGUAGCGUCAUCCUGCUGCUCAUGCUCAUCCUGCUGGUAGCCCUCCUGGCGCGUUGCCGGCGGCGGUCGCAGGAGAAGGGACUGCUGCAUGGGCUCCAGGACGACCUCCGGGACAACAUCCUCAACUACGACGAGCAGGGAGGCGGGGAGGAGGACCAGGACGCCUACGACCUCAGCCAGCUGCGCCAUCCCACAGAGCUAGCGGCCCUGGGCGGGCCUCUGAGGCGGCCGCCGCUGCAUCACGAUGCCCUGUCCGGCCGCCUGCCCGGCCCGCUUCCCCGUCUGCUGCCCGCCAGCACCGCCGACAUCGCCGGCUUCAUCCGCGACGGCUUGGAGGCUGCAGAUGGUGACCCCAGCGUGCCACCCUAUGACACAGCCCUCAUCUAUGACUACGAGGGGGAUGGCUCCGUGGCAGGGACGCUGAGCUCCAUCCUGUCCAGCCUGGGGGAUGAGGACCAGGACUAUGACUAUCUCCAGGACUGGGGACCCCGCUUUGCCCAGCUGGCAGACAUGUAUGGGCACCAGUGA